GAGGGCGACAACGGGCGUCAGCUCAGACAUUAGAUGCGAGUGAGAGUUCAGCGGAAGACGUUGUGUUUACUAAAGUAAGCAGAGGAUAAUGGACCAUCCUGAUGAUGACGAUCAUGCUGGGAAAAACGAAAUUAAAACGCUUUUAGUGCGGCAUUUACCUGCUGAGCUUUCUCCUGCCGAUAAAGAGGAUUUGCUAAAAUAUUUCGGAGCGGAAUCUGUGAAGGUCCUCUCCAAUCAUGGCCCGCUUAAACAUACAGCUUUUGCAACAUUUAGAAGCAACAACGCUGCAACAAAGGCACUUGGUAGGCUCCAUCAGCUGAAGAUCCUUGACCAUACACUGGUUGUGACAUUUGCCAAAAAAGAAGAUAAUUUUACUAUAUUAAAGGACCCCCCUUUAUCAGACAAACUGAAACCUAUCAAAAAAGAACAGAAGAAACAUGCAAUGCAGAAACCAAAAGUUCCAGUGCUUGACAAUGGUAUUGCACCUGCCCUUGGUUUAAAUUAUCAACCAAAUCCAACUUUGAAGUAUUUAUACCCGCCACUCUCACCUGCCAUUCUGACCAAUAUCUCUCACGUUCUUAUGACUGUGCCAAAGUUUUAUGUUCAAGUUCUUCAUCUCAUGAACAAGAUGAACUUGCCUUGUCCGUUUGGGCAGGUCACCCCGAGGCCUCCCCUGUUUGAGUGCCUGCCUCAUGCACCACCCAUGCCAGCUCCUCCCCCGUUCCCUCCUGACUAUCCACCGUUACCCGAGCGUGACGUCGAUCCAGCCAGUGAGGAGGAAUCAGAAUAUGAGAGUGAAGAUGAUGAAGAUAAGGAAAGGAUCGCUCGUCUGAUGGGCCUGGUCAACCAAGCGUGCAAGAGACCCUUGAGACUAAAAACAUCUUCGAAAAGAAAGAAGCCUAAGAUCAAGGAUCUCCUGUAUGCACCCAAACUUGACUCUCAGAGCGCUCCGGCGAUGCAGCCGUCGGAUGUGUUCGAGCAGCCCAACGCGGCAGCACCGAAGAAAAUUGAGUUCCACAUCGGAGUUCAAGAGGUGGCAGCUAUAGUGGAAGGAAGUGAGCCGGGUCAAGUGUCGCAGCAUCAUGAGAGCUCAGUGGAGCAGGAGAUGGAUGAUGACAGCUGUAAGGAAGCACCAGACGGUUUUGGGAAGCUCUAUCCCAGCACGAAGGCGUCAGGACUCCAGGAAGAAGGCAGCGACGAAGAGGCCGACCUUCCCUCGGACGUCAUCUCCAGAAAGGAGCUGGAGAAAGGACGGCUGUCGAAAGAUGAAAUGAAAAGAAUGUCUGUGUAUAAAAACUACGAAGCUGGUGAACCAACGUGUCGGCUUUACGUGAAGAACAUCGCAAAGCAAGUGGAGGAGAAGGACUUGAAGUACAUCUACGGCAGAUACAUUGAUCUUUCAUCCGAGGCUGAGAGGAACAUGUUUGACAUUGUGUUAAUGAAGGAGGGUCGCAUGAAAGGCCAGGCCUUCGUCGGGCUGCCCAGCGAGCGCAGCGCCGAGAAGGCUCUGCGGGACACCAACGGCUUUGUUCUCUACGACCGACCCCUCGUGGUCCAAUUUGCCAGGUCAGCCCGACCCAAGCCAGACAGCGCCGAUGCCAAGAAAGGGCCGAAAAAGAAAUGCCAAGGUUUGAUAUUGUGGCCCUGCUGAGACCAUUUGUAUCCUUAAGUUGGGAAUAUCCUUUGGAGCUUAAUAUGACGUUAAAUGGUUUUACCUCAGAGCAGAACAGAGGCUUUUAUUUCAGCUACAAUAUUUCUCGACAUGAUUGGAAUGGUUUCUUGCAGGUGACCUCCAUCCAAUGACCGUCCUCAUCUUUUAUUUCCAAAUAAAGGCGUUUUGAUAAAAACAAAAAAAAACCC
Synchiropus splendidus (mandarinfish) is the source of this 1860-nucleotide messenger RNA. RefSeq names its product RNA-binding region (RNP1, RRM) containing 3 (gene rnpc3). NCBI's taxonomy places the organism in Eukaryota, Metazoa, Chordata, Actinopteri, Syngnathiformes, Callionymidae. The record is from RefSeq and is a predicted model, not a curated record. Gene Ontology annotation, cellular component: U12-type spliceosomal complex. Gene Ontology annotation, biological process: mRNA splicing, via spliceosome. The coding region runs from base 89 to 1651 and encodes 520 amino acids. The transcript is spliced from 16 exons. Gene Ontology annotation, molecular function: U12 snRNA binding; protein binding; pre-mRNA intronic binding.